UUAAUUCCUUACAGAUAUCAUCAUUUUACUUGGAAGAUUCCAGAUCACAGUGGUGCCACUAUGGGUUCAAUGGAUAGGUACAACACAUCCUCCUUGAGCUUCACCUUCAGGGGUCUGUUCAACAGGAAGGACAUUGCAGGCUUUCUUUUCGUCAUCAUCUCCCUCAUCUUCUUCAUUGUGCUGGUGGCCAACGGGGUCAUGAUCUUCCUGAUCCGCAUGGACUCCAGGCUCCACACCCCCAUGUACUUCCUGCUCAGUCACCUGUCCUUCAUCGACAUGACCUACAUCUCCACCAUCGUGCCCAAGAUGCUGCUCGAUUACGUGCGGGGUCAAAGAACCAUCUCCUUUGUGGGGUGCAUAGCUCAACACUUCCUCUACCUCAUGCUGGUGGGGGCCGAGUUCUUCCUGCUGGGUCUCAUGGCCUUCCGCUACGCGGCCAUCUGCAACCCGCAGCGCUACCCUGUCCUCCUGAGCCAGAGGGUCUGUUGGGUGAUCAUAGCGGGGUCCUGGUUUGGGGGUUCAUUGGACGGCUUUCUGCUAACACCCAUCACCAUGAGCUUCCCCUUCUGCGCUUCCUGGGUGAUUAACCACUUCUUCUGCGAGGCCCCCGCGGUCCUGCGGCUGGCAUGUGCUGACACAGCGCUCUACGAGACGGUGAUGUACGUGUGCUGCAUGGUGAUGCUGCUCAUCCCCUUCUCUGUGGUGAUUGCCUCCUGCGCCCAAAUCCUGACCACCGUGCCCCCCAUGAGCUCAGCGAAGGGCAGGCAGAAAGCAUUUGCCACCUGCUCAUCCCACAUGACGGUGGUGACAUUGUUCUAUGCGGCUGCCAUGUACACCUACAGGCUGCCUCACUUGUACCACAAGCCAAACCAGGACAAGGUCUUCUCCGUGUUCUACACCAUCCUCACCCCGAUGCUGAACCCGCUCACCUACAGCCUGCGAAACAAGGAUGUGACUGGCGCUCUGAAGAGGGCACUGGGCAGGCUCACAGCAUGAAGAGCGGUGGGAAGCCUUGUAGCAGCGGCCUCCCUCUCAUGCAGACUGUGA
Molecule: messenger RNA, 1047 nt
Organism: Manis javanica (Malayan pangolin)
Lineage: Eukaryota; Metazoa; Chordata; Mammalia; Pholidota; Manidae
Source: RefSeq, a predicted model, not a curated record